Molecule: messenger RNA, 1212 nt
Organism: Corvus hawaiiensis (hawaiian crow)
Lineage: Eukaryota; Metazoa; Chordata; Aves; Passeriformes; Corvidae
Gene: INIP
Product: INTS3 and NABP interacting protein
Exons: 6
Coding region: 316-630 (104 amino acids)
Biological process (GO): DNA repair
Cellular component (GO): nucleus; nucleoplasm; SOSS complex
Source: RefSeq, a predicted model, not a curated record
GGAAGGAAGGGCGCGGGCAGAGAGGGGAGGUGCGGGCGCUGUCGCACUGUGCGCGCGUCACGAGCAGGAGGUGGAGGCAGCGCGGUCGCGCUGCGGGAAGGGCGAGCGGGGCAGAAGGAGCUGGAGCCCCCAGCCCUCGGGCAGGAUUCAGCGUUCCCAUCCCUCGGCUCCGCCUGGCUGAGCCAGAGCUCUUCGCCACUGCACUUUACAGCCUGGCACCUUGAUGGAAACAGAAGUUGAUGGUGGCCCGAGAUAUUUGUGGGGGUUGAAAGGCUUGAACUCCAGCUGAAUAAAACAAGGGCUGAAAAUUGAAGGAUGGCAGCAAAUCCUUCAGGACAAGGUUUCCAGAAUAAAAAUAGGGUUGCAAUCCUGGCAGAACUAGACAAGGAGAAGAGAAAGUUACUUAUGCAAAACCAGUCUUCCACAAAUCACCCUGGAGCCAGCAUUGCGCUUGCAAGAUCACCUCUGAAUAAGGAUUUUCGUGAUCAUGCUGAGCAACAGCACAUUGCAGCACAGCAGAAGGCUGCACUGCAGCACGCACAUGCACAUUCCUCAGGAUACUUCAUAACUCAAGACUCUGCAUUUGGAAAUCUUAUUCUUCCUGUCUUACCUCGACUUGAGGCAGAAUGAGGAGUGGUGUUUGUCUCAGAACUUCAAGACGUGAUCUUUGUCCAUAGCAGGAGCUGUCUGACCUUUUAAUUUCUUUAUGUAUCUUAAAACCUACUUUUUUCUGGGUUUUUGCAAAUGCCAUUCAGGAGUGUGAACUCUAGUUAUGGGGAAGUAGUGUUGUUGAAAAAUUUUUAUCCUGUAUUUCUGUUCCUCUGUCAGGUCGAAGUCAAAUGCAAGACUUUUCUUGGGGUUUGAAGUGCACAGGGUAUUCUCUUCCCUGUUUCAGUGCUUCCUUUAAAUAAAUGUCCAAACCAGAGUCACCAAGAGAUGCACAAACUGUCAGGAUUUGUGGUUUUUUUUAUUAUGUACAGGUAUGAUUUUUGUAAUGAAUAACAAAAAUUACUUCUGUCCAUCAAAACAGACACGAAUUUAUCAAAUGCAUCAGCCAGUCUUCCUCCCCCACCCCCUCCUAUGCAGGAACAUUUCUAGUGUACUGUUUGCCAUUGUAGCAUCAUCUGGUCUCAAGUCCUUGGUUAUAGUGUGCCUGCCUCUUACCUUGUUUUGUGAAAUAUGAAAAUGAAUUAAAGUGGGGAAAAAAGCAAA